AUGGAUGAAGAUGCGCCUAACAAGCGCAACAAACUUUUUUCUCUCAAGGAAUUAAGUGUGAAGUCAUUGGCGCCGAUUGUGGAGAAGAAAGUCUAUGAAAACAACUCAACCCAAAUUGAUCUAAUUGCGAGCCAACAAUUACUUGCUUAUUUUCUUCGAGACACCUGCAAUGCAGAGCAGAUGAACAAGUUCACAAAGGCUAUGACUUCUUCAUUAAACCUCACUGACUUGAAAAUCACCCAUGAAAAGAUAAAUAAAGAAACUUGUGAUAAAAUAUUCGGUUUCAAAAAUUUGUCUUCUCUUGAACUCGGCUCAUUAGCUUCUUGGACCAUGUUUCAUUUGGACCAGAGUUUGUUCGCAGAUGUACCACUAGUGGAUGUCAUCGAAGCGUUGCGCAAUAUUUUGUGUGAAGAAAGUCGGAUUCAACUUCAGAGUCUUGCUAUCACAAACGAUCCAGUGACGUUUCGAACUGGGUGGAUGUGUGAGAUGAAAGGGAUUCUUCCGGCGCUCACAACUCUUAAUCUGGAGAAGAUGCCAAUUUCGGAAUCCGAAUUCGAUGUCAUUUGCGAGUCGCUUUCACUUCUCGAGUCAUUCUAUGUUUCUAAAAUUGGAAAUCUCACAGGAAUUUCAAAUCUAAAGAAUCUUCAAGACUUUCACUCGAUUGAUUCCCAGUUCAAAGGUCCGGAAGAUGUAAUUGACAUUUUCAAACUGAAGAAUCUAAAAAAGUUAGACUUUCGUGGAGAGCAAUGUGUCCAUCUGCCAUGUGUCCGUUUGUAUUUGGACUGCGCAAUGAGCUUGUUCUCUCUAGAAUUUUUCAAUUGUAUGAAAAAUGCAAUAUCCGCAGAAGAUGUUAAUCUGCUCGCUACCUCUCAUCCUCAGCUUAAAAGAAUUUUUGUCCUUGAUACAAGACUGCAAGAUGUUUCACAACUGGAAACGUCUAACGACCAAUUGCAUUUGAUAUCAAAGGGAUCUCUUUGGCAGUGUCUCGAAUCAUUGAAACUCUUAGAUAUCCGUACUCAGUCAGAACUGAUGAAUGACGUUUGCGUCGAGAUAAUCGGCUAUUUGUCAAACUACGAGGCGUACUCCAAAACAGUCAUCUUCGACUGCUUUGGCGUUUUGACUCAGAUUUUGAGAGGAGAGUUGAAGUUUUUCAUCGGGAAGCAAAUUCAUGCCAAUGUGUUAAAAUGCUUGGAGCUGUUGUGCCGUGGCGGUCGUAUCGAAAUGUUCAAUAAACUCACAAAAUUGAACUUUAUUGACUUACUGCUCGAAACUAUCACAUGGUUCAAUGGGCGCUCGGAUUCAGUUGUGUGGAAUAUACACUCGUCAUCGUGGAAUAUUCUCCACGAUAUAUCAACGUCUACACUUCCAGAGAAGAGCAGAGAAUUUCUUUUCUGUCAAGGAAUCGAGCUAUUGGAAAAUGCGGAACACGUUUUGAUCGCUCCAAAAAGCUGUCUGGAUCUCAUGACAAAAUAUCUUGAAAGCAGGACAGAACAGCUGGAAGAUUUUUUGAUCUACUCGAAACUUGUCCGAAAAGUUGCCGGCAAUGUUGCAGAUCUUGCUAAGCUCAAGUUCACUCCUUUAUUUAUUGCAACCUGUAACUUUUUGGGCACCUUGCAUAACAUCUGUGCGGUUGGACGAACGGAAAUGACCAAAUUCAUCAUCAAUUCAAUCAUGUAUGCGUUUAAUGUAUUUCUGUCGGCGGAUUGGUUAACACAAGCCUAUGGGUUCCGAAUUGUUGAAUCGAUGUUGUUCUAUACUGAUCGUGAGACGGUAAAAAUAGUGUUCAUCAAGCAUCUGAAGGGGUUAUUCCUAACACUGACCCAAAAUGAAGACAAGGAAUGUGCAACUGGACCUGUAAUCUCACUCUGUUUUACUGCUUUUCACCUUGUUGAGCGGACAUAUACAAUGAACGAACUUAGAACGGCUGAGAAUAUUGCACAAAUAUCUAAUCUCCUCCAAUUGCUCAAACAUAACAAAUCAAUUGAAUAUGUUGAUGUCAUGGCAGAUUUCAAUUCAAAAUUGACCAGUCCCAUGCUCCUUGCCUGGACGAAAUUCAUGACGACGUCUUGA
Caenorhabditis briggsae is the source of this 2070-nucleotide messenger RNA. The transcript is spliced from 8 exons. Lineage: Eukaryota; Metazoa; Nematoda; Chromadorea; Rhabditida; Rhabditidae. Bases 1 to 2070 code for a protein of 689 amino acids. Gene Ontology annotation, cellular component: Cul2-RING ubiquitin ligase complex. The record is from RefSeq and is a predicted model, not a curated record.